Molecule: messenger RNA, 1269 nt
Organism: Hevea brasiliensis (rubber tree)
Lineage: Eukaryota; Viridiplantae; Streptophyta; Magnoliopsida; Malpighiales; Euphorbiaceae
Product: transcription initiation factor IIB
Exons: 7
Coding region: 183-1121 (312 amino acids)
Biological process (GO): DNA-templated transcription initiation; transcription preinitiation complex assembly
Cellular component (GO): transcription preinitiation complex; nucleus
Molecular function (GO): TBP-class protein binding
Source: RefSeq, a predicted model, not a curated record
GGACCCACAUUGGCUCCAUCCUAUGGAGAAAGGACAAAAAUUAUAAACUGGGGCCCACAUACAAAAAACAGGACAAACAAACCCAGAGCUAAACGAAACCUUGAAAACAAAAUUUCCUAAAAAGAAAAAAAAAAUUACUUACCCAAAUAGAUAAUGAUCAGAACCACCACUCAACAUCUCCUAUGGCUGACACCUACUGCCCGGACUGUAAGCGUCCUACCGAAGUAGUCUUCGACCACUCCGCCGGUGACACCGUCUGCUCUGAGUGUGGCCUCGUCUUGGAGGCCCAUUCCAUUGAUGAGACCUCCGAGUGGCGAACCUUUGCCAACGAGUCUACUGAUAAUGACCCUGUUCGUGUUGGUGGUCCCUCUAAUCCUCUUCUUGCCGACGGUGGCCUUUCUACCGUCAUUUCUAAACCAACUGGGGCUUCUGGGGAUUUCUUGACCACUUCUUUGGGCCGCUGGCAGAACCGUGGCUCCAACCCCGAUCGUUCUCUUAUCCAAGCGUUUAAGACCAUUGCUACCAUGUCUGACAGGUUGGGCCUUGUUGCAACCAUAAAGGAUAGAGCUAAUGAAAUUUAUAAGAAAGUAGAAGAUCAAAAACCUCUCAGAGGACGAAAUCAGGAUGCAAUUUUGGCUGCCUGCCUUUACAUUGCUUGUAGACAAGAAGACAAACCCCGGACCGUAAAAGAAAUUUGUUCAGUAGCUAAUGGAGCCACAAAGAAGGAGAUUGGCCGUGCAAAGGAGUAUAUUGUGAAGCAACUGGAGGUGGAGCUGGGUCAGUCCAUGGAAAUGGGAACAAUACAUGCUGGAGACUUUCUGAGACGUUUUUGUUCUCAUCUUGGGAUGAACAAUCAAGCGGUUAAAGCAGCUCAGGAAGCUGUACAGAAAUCUGAAGAGCUCGAUAUAAGGCGAAGCCCCAUAUCAAUAGCAGCAGCCAUUAUUUACAUUAUAACUCAGCUCUCCGAGGACAAGAAACUUCUCAAAGAUAUAUCACUGUCUACAGGAGUAGCAGAAGGGACCAUUAGGAAUUCCUACAAGGACCUCUAUCCCUAUGCUGCAAGGAUUAUACCAAGCUGGUAUGCAAAGGAGGAUGACCUCAAGAACCUAUGCAGUCCUUGAAUAACCAAGGACAUUGGUAGGGUAGGCUGCAUGCAGCAUUUCUUUUUAAGUUAGAUGCUGCUUCUGUUCAUUAAUUUCCACUACUUGACAUUUGACAAGCUCUAACUUUGCACCACUGAACUCUAAUUAUAGUGCAAUUAUUUGCCAA